CAACAACCAUUGAGCCAAACCAUUCUUAAUUAAAAAAGAAAAAUAUUAUUUAUAUGGUAACAUUCGUUCCAACCAUUCACUCUCUCUUCAUUUUAAAAUUAUAUCGAAUCAACACGUUCUCUGUAAUAUCUCUUUUGAAAAAAAAUUAAUAAACCGUGAAAUUGCCGUCACAAACUCUUUUAUUUAUGUCUUUCCUAGACAUAAAUUGGUGCCGAAACAAAAGUAAAGUGAUUGCGCAUCGUAAAAACUGUUUUUUCGUCGCGAGUGCACAUUGCCGAUCUCGUGGGCGCGUGAGUGCGAGUCGCCAUUUGCAAGGAUUUUGCGCAUAUUUCAUCAUCAAGGGGCGUGCUAGAAGUGAAAUAAGAGGCCUGGACCAACAUUCGUCAAGGAAUAUACCACGGAUCGUCACAGAAGCCUCAACAUAUUUCACGCAUUUCUCCGGUGAAAAUCUACUUGUUGUAAAGAGAGGCCGCCAUUAUUCGAACUUCAACGAUAACCAAACGUGAAUCAACGAGUCGGUCAAUGCAGUCAUUCAGCCGUUCAACUCUUGACAGAUACUGUUCGUUCGUUCAUCUGUCAAUGUCAAGCAUCAUUCAUUCGUUCGCCCCGUGUUUUGAUAAACAAAUACGUCUGCAUUUCUGCGAAAAAUAUUAAUUAUUUACGGAAUUUUCUGCGAUUUUCAACAUGGGACGCAGAAAAAGCAUUGCGGAUGAAGAAGACAGGGCGUCUCAGGACAAACGGCUGAAAGUUCAAUUGGCACAAUGCAAAUCGAAAUUGACGAAAGCAGAAAACUUUUUGCGUGAACAGAAAGGACCUCUAGAUACGGAUGCUAUUACCCUCCGGCUGCAGCUAUUGGAGAAAGUUUUACUGACCGUGAACGAUCUUUUGCUAGAAAAGCAAGUUUUAACUUGGAGCGACGACGACGAGUUCGACGAUGAUGGACUAGAAGAGAGAUGUCUUAGCGUGAUAAUAAGCUACAAGAAGGCGCUCGCGCAGGCAAGUUCGUCGAAGCAAAAUACAUCAGCUAGUGAUAGUGCCAGUGACAGAUAUUCAUCAAUGAAACUUCCUGAAAUUGACAUUCCAGUGUAUGAAGGAAAGGACUACACCAAGUACCAAUCGUUUAUCGAACUAUUCACGGCUAUUAUUCAUAGAAAUGGUAAACUAGAACCUAUCCAAAAGUUAUUCUAUUUAAGAAAAUAUUUGAAAGGGGAGCCGUUGUCACUUAUUGAAGGGCUACCCUUAACGGGUGAUUCUUAUGAGAAGGCAUUGGCUUUACUCAAAGCUAGAUAUGAUAAUAAGUUUCUCGUUGUUACAAACCAUGUACAGGCAAUCUUGGAUUUUUCGCCGAUUGUGAAGGGUGCUGCCAGCAAUUUACGAGAGUUAAUAGCUCAUGCUCGUCAACAUUUAGGAGCCUUGAAGACCCUUGGACAGCCCACUGAACAUUGGGAUAUGAUAAUUUUACCCAUUUUGUUGCGAAAAAUAGAUCAGUUUUCUUGCAGAGCAUACCAUAGUGAGCGUGUUGAUAACAAGCUGCCAAAUCUGGAUGACUUCUUUGCAUUCAUUGAAAGAAGGGCCAGCAGCUUCGAGGAGAGCCAAAGGAGCGAAGACCGUCACAUAUGGGUUGAAGUCCUCCAGUUAUCUGGCCACAAGGUGCCUGGAAGAACUAGCACGCCAGUACGAGGCUGAGUUCCCUAGGGCGGCAGCUGUGAUCCGGAAUUCCAUGUAUGUAGAUGAUGCGCUGUUUGGAGGUCAGUCAAUAAAAGAGGCAUUGGAGGU
Pectinophora gossypiella (pink bollworm) is the source of this 1776-nucleotide messenger RNA. RefSeq lists its product as uncharacterized. Bases 685 to 1686 code for a protein of 333 amino acids. The transcript is spliced from 2 exons. NCBI's taxonomy places the organism in Eukaryota, Metazoa, Arthropoda, Insecta, Lepidoptera, Gelechiidae. The record is from RefSeq and is a predicted model, not a curated record.